This is a messenger RNA of Ixodes scapularis (black-legged tick), 327 nucleotides long. RefSeq lists its product as uncharacterized. The record is from RefSeq and is a predicted model, not a curated record. Bases 1 to 327 code for a protein of 108 amino acids. The transcript is spliced from 4 exons. NCBI's taxonomy places the organism in Eukaryota, Metazoa, Arthropoda, Arachnida, Ixodida, Ixodidae.
AUGGCUCGCCUCGCUUGCGUAUUUCUGGUCUUUGUGCUGGCCUAUCAGUGUGCUGACGUGGUAAACGGUGCUGUGGAAGAGGAAGACCUUCCAGACUUUGUGGGGAAUAAAGGAGAAUUCCUUGAAAAAUUGAAGCAGCUUUGUAAAAAGGAACAUAAGACGAGGGUUAUUGCUGCAGUUGACUUUUCAAUCUGCCAGGUUUCCUGCUCGAUCAGUGCAUUCUGGAUUAUUUUUGGAGGGUCUUCUACAGUAAUGCUAACAAGCAGAGAACCAUGCAGCAAUGAAGGCGGGAUAUGCGUCCAAGGAGUAUGCGCCUACGAGUCAUGA